Messenger RNA from Trichomycterus rosablanca, 1577 nucleotides. RefSeq names its product emerin (gene emd). NCBI's taxonomy places the organism in Eukaryota, Metazoa, Chordata, Actinopteri, Siluriformes, Trichomycteridae. Bases 337 to 882 code for a protein of 181 amino acids. The record is from RefSeq and is a predicted model, not a curated record. The transcript has 7 exons.
AAUAUUAGGCAAAUGUCCAAUAAAAUAUAAGCGCGGCCAGUACACCUAAGUGACUUCAGACUAAAUACUGUACUGAACACAGAGUGGGACUGAGGAUUAACAACUUGUUGAUAAACUUAUAAAUAAUGAAUUGUAAAAACUGAAAGCUGUUUUUUCCCCUCUACAGACGUGUGGUGUAUUCUGUGUUCCUGAGUGUUUUUUUCAGCGGGCUCACAUUUUCAAACUUAAACACAACUCCUAUUUCAUUCCUUCAACGGAUGAGGGAGCCGCCCAGUCCCACAGCUCGGCUAGCUAGUAAGGUAGCACUUCAUACAGAAAAGCGCUUCAGUUGCAGUCAUGUCCUCACUGAGCUCCAAAUCUGCUGAUGAGCUCUGCAAACUUCUGGAUGAAUAUGGGAUCAAACAUGGACCCAUUGUUGACUCCACCAGGAAGCUUUAUGAGAAGAAGCUGGCAGAUGCCAUGUCAAAAAACACUAAGCCAUCUUCUGACAAGACCUACUACAGAGAAGAACAAGAAGAGGUCACAUACGUAACAUAUUCACCAACGAGACAAGAAGGCUUUGGAGAUGUAACAAAAAGAUCAAGGCCCUUUGAGUAUGCAGAUGAUAAGGACAAAGUAAACGAGCCUGUCACCCGCUACACUACAACAAAUUACCAGAGUGCCACCCCUUCCAGAUCAUCAGCCUACACAACCAAGUCAAGCCUACAAUCAGCCAGUCCAGGAUCAAGCCAAACCCAAGCCAGAUCAGAGGAAAGCAAAAAAUCUGGUGUGCCAUUGUGGCUUCGUGUCUUGGUGUUCGUCAUCGUUGCAGCCAUUCUUUACUUUGUGUAUAUAAGCAUGGAGUCUACGGCAGAGAGUCCUUUUGACAAGAUUGAUGCAUAGGUGAUUUAAAAAAUCAUUCUCUCCACGAGGCCAAAGAUUUACAACAAAAGUCAUUUUUAAAAACAUGUCAGAAUUUCAGCAGGCAAAGUGUAAGCAGGAGUAAAAAAAAAAAAAGCCCAAGAGUUUCCUGUUUGAAAUUUGGUAUUUGCACCUUAUUAGAUGUAGAAAGUUCAUUGGCUUCUGUUCAGUUCUAGAUGGAACUAGGACAAAAAGGUUGUUGUGAAGAUAAAAGUGCAAAUAAAUAAGAAAAUGUUUGUAUACAUACUUCAGAUGUCAUGUUCAACUGGUAUUUACUGGCAGCAGUAGUCAGAUGUUGUCAGAAUUUAUAGAAAUAUACUUACUGUUUUUUACUGUUAUUUCCAAAUAUUAGAGUAAUAACUGGACUCUCAUUUUAAAGCUGGUUUAUUCAUAUUUGUUUGCUUUUUAAUGGCAGUGAGCUUGGCAGUUAAGCUACUGAACUAGUAAUCUGAAGGUUGCUGGCUCAAGCACCACCACUGCCAGGUUACCACUGUUUGAGUCUUAAGCAAAAGCCCUUAACCCUCAAUUGGUUGGAUUGAAUUUGCUCAUAGUUGUAAGUCGCUUCAGAUAAAAGCGCUGACAUAAAUGUUUAGCAAAAGUGUAUUUUUACAGAAAGAAAAAGCAUUAAAUGUGUUUUGCUGUUUGUAAUUAAACCCAGGUCAAAGUGGCUAAGCAAA